GUUUUACAUCUUAACAGUAACAAGAUUUACAGACGUUAAUUUAUUUAAAAAAUAUAGAGUCUGGACUAGAUCUAUAUGUAGAUCUAUAUAUUAUGUCUAGAGACUAGACCCGUUUUCCUGGCCAAUCACAAAACAGUGGUAUCUAAAUCUCCCUACUUUUAGACCUAUCUAGAGACCAUAUCAUAAGGCAUAUGAGAAUCUAGAUCUAUGUCGUAUAUUCUGGGAAGCUUCUGAUAAAAUUGUGGUGAAUUAUGGCAGCAGCAUCUAAUGAAGUACCAGUGGGGUGGCCUAAUCAUAAGGAUGAUUAUGAACUAUUGGGAGUAAUAGGUGCUGGUGCUACAGCAGUUGUCCAGGCUGCCUUGUGUAAACCUCGAAAUGAAAAAUGUGCCAUUAAACGCAUUAAUUUAGAGAAAUGUAAUACAACUGUUGAAGAGUUGUUGAAAGAAAUUAGAGCAAUGAGCCAAUGUAAGCAUGAAAAUGUUGUCUGCUACUAUACUUCCUUUGUUGUGAAAGAGGAAUUGUGGGUAGUUAUGAAAUUAUGUGGAGGAUCAAUGCUGGACAUUAUUAAGUCAAGGCUACGGUCAGGGUAUGGAAAAAAUGGUGUGCUGGAUGAAUCUUGCAUAGCUACUGUGUUGAAAGAAGUCUUAAAAGGUUUAGAGUACUUUCACGCAAAUGGUCAAAUUCAUAGAGAUAUCAAAGCUGGUAAUAUCCUGAUUGGGGAUGAUGGCUCUGUCUUUGUGGCCGAUUUUGGUGUGAGUGCUUGGCUUGCCACUGGCAAAGAUUUGACUAGAGAUUCUGUAAGACAUACCUUUGUUGGCACACCUUGUUGGAUGGCUCCAGAGGUCAUGGAACAGGUCACAGGGUAUGAUUUCAAAGCAGAUAUAUGGAGCUUUGGUAUUACUGCUAUAGAACUGGCCACAGGGACAGCACCUUAUCACAAAUAUCCUCCUAUGAAGGUUUUAAUGUUAACACUCCAAAAUGAACCCCCGACACUUGACACAAAUGCAGAAGACAAAGAUCAAUAUAAGGGAUACAGUAAAAUAUUCCGAAAGAUGAUCAGCGAUUGUUUGAAAAAAGAUCCAGAAAAAAGGCCAACAGCUAAACAACUGUUGAAGCAUGAAUUUUUCAAAAAAGCCAAGGAUAAAGCUUAUUUACAGAAAAGUCUGUUGGCUGAAGGUCCUGCCCUUAAAGGUCAAAAGGUGAAACGAGUUCCUGGAUCUAGUGGUCGCUUGCACAAAACAGAAGAUGGUGGCUGGGAAUGGUCUGAUGAUGAAAUGGAUAUGACUUCGGAGGAAGGAAAGGCUGCAAUGGCUGAAGGAAGGUCUCCACGUGUUAAAGUUUCACCUGACCAGAUUCCUGAUUUAAACAUUCCAAUCUCGUCCGACUCUGCUGGGGAUGGCAGGGGAGGAGACUCUGAGGAAGAGAGUAAUGGAGACUCAAAACCUGAUCCUGAAGGGGAGGAUGUAGCAGCCAAUGGUAAAGUUGAGCUGAAAAUUGAUGAAAAUGCUGAGAAACCACCCAGGAACAUGGUUUUGAGAUUAAGAAAUGAUAAGCGAGAGCUUAAUGAUAUUAGAUUUGAUUUCAAAGUAGGUCAAGACACAGCUGAUAGUGUAUCUAGAGAACUGGUUGAAGCUGGUCUUGUAGAUGGCAGAGACAUGAUAGUUGUGGCUGCUAACCUUCAGAAAAUGGUGGACAAGCCAGAACUGACUAGUCUUACAUUUGCUUUGAAUUCAGGUUGUGGUCCUAAUGAAGCACCAGAUGACAAGGCUCUAAUAGGAUUUGCCCAGCUGACAAUCAAUGACUCCUAGUUCGUUAUUGGCCUCCCGUACCAAAGGCACCUACGCUGGUCAGAAGUAAGUAGAAGAAAAAAGAGUGAUUCUGGGGGACUAAAUGAAUCGGAGGAUCAGUGAGCUCCAUCAUCUCUGAACCUGAUCACAACCCUCGUGUACCCUAGGAAUGUUAGAUUUGUUAUUGCGAUCAAAACAAGGGAAGCAGUUUAAAUCCUUUUUUAAAAAAAAAAGUCUUUCUGCGCUUAGCAAUUUUAACAAAUGUUUCUAUUGAAUAUAAUUUUUGACUUUCCAUUAUGCAUUGUAAACAGAAUAUUGUGAAAUCUACAGGUAAAAUAACUUGUUUCACUACUUUGGUUUUUAAGAUGUAUAUUUUAUGCCUUAGAUUUUUUCGUUUAUAUGUAUACAAAAUCGUCCACCAAUCUCCACCUAAAUUAUAUCCAUUGUUGAUGUCUUUGUUAUUCCUUUAACUGGCUGUCGGUGCUUCCAGGCACUGCCAAAGACAUUGUUAUUGAUAUUUCAUUUUAAAUAUGACAUUUAUUUCUAUUGUAUUUACAUACAAACUAUAGUAGUAUAAAACUUGACCCUCACAUUUUGAGUUCUGCCCCAAAUUUUGCCAAAAUAAAACAUUCUGUGUAUACCGGUACAUUCAAAAGUCAGAUUUUGUUUUUUUUUUAUUUCUUCAAAGGUGUGGUUAGCUUUUUCCUACGUUACUUAAGUUAUAUUUCUGUUAACAAUGUAAUAACUUAUAAUCAAUUAUAUUGUGCAUUAAUUUUGUUUUCUGUUAGUUUUCUUCUAAUCUUUUGCAACUUAUUUGUAAUUAAAAAUACAUAAAAGUGUAUAAUGGUCUUGUGUCCUGACGCAAAUAGAAAAGUAGCUAAAUCAGUUGAAGUACUUUACCAUGUGUUCCUAUAAAAAAAUUUCUUCUAAUCCAAACUGGACUUAGUUUUAGACUUGUAUAAAAUGUCUUGAGAUCAACCAGAUAAAGUUUAAUAACGAGAAACUUUGUUGCUUGUUAUUUCUAAUUAUCUUUUGUUUUUUAAUUAGUGAAUGUGAAUAUUUUUUUCCUUGAGAAAGUGACGACGCUUAUUUUCAAAAAAUAUUUUGAUUGUUGUAUUGAAUAACAGUUUCUUUUUAUUCAAAGGUUCUUUCUCUAGAAAGCUUUUAAAGAAUUUUCUCCCAUUAAUUAUGAAAGAUAAAUAUACCACAAUAUAUGUAGGCUUUUAUCUGUAUUUGUAUAUCACUGCUACUCAUUAUUCAGAGCUAAACAGUUUAUAUUUGUAUAAUUAUACUUUCUUUUACACGUUAGACAUUGUCCAUUCUGUCCAUAAUACUGUGGUCUUGUAAAUGUCAUCUUUCAAAGCUGAUUACCUAAAGCUAUCUAAUACAGCUGUUCCAAGCUUUUGUCUCAUGUCACAACGAACUUGCUAAAUCAUGAUCAAUUCAUUGACAAAUACCUUCCUUUUCUUUCUUUUCAUUGGACCCUGUACUGCAUAUUUUUGUUCUUUGUUUCAUUAUGAAGCAAACUCCUGGGUACAAACUAACCUAACAUUUAGAUUCUGAGUAUUGCUUCUUUUCUAGAAAUAUAUUAUCUUCUAUUAUAUGCACUGGAUUUAAUGACUAUUUCUUAAAAUAUGUUCACCUUUAUUUGAAACCUUUCCUUUUCAAAAAUUGUGUCUGCCUCUGAAAGCAAUUAUUAUGGUGUUACUAUGAUUUGGUAAUGUUUUUAUGCCACCACGUCACUUUUGGAGGAAUUUGGUCUUUUAAAGGUAUAUGGGGGAUCAAGGCUAGUUCUGAUAAUCAAAAUGAUAUGCUGAAAGGUUGUCAGAGUUCAAGUAGGAUGGCUGCCUGGUCAUGCGGUUUGCUCGCUGGACUGUCGUUGGGACUUAUUGAUGGUCCUGGGUUUAAUCACUGCCACCCCCAUUGUCCUGCAGGAGGUUCAGACCAGGAAGUAAAUUAUCUACAACUCUGAAGGAACAUCCGAAACGUGUCAAACAUUUUUUUUUUAAAAGUAUUCUUAUUGAUCUGUACUUCUGGAAGUUAUGCAAAGUUUUUUCAGCAUCGUUAGUGUAAUGUACUUCCUUUUUACCAACAGAAAUAAAUUUUUUUAAAAGUAAAUUUUGCCCUCUACGUUUUUUUCACAUUUUCUGCAGCUGACGUAGAGGAAUUCAGUUAUUUUUGUUUAAAAGUAGGUUAGUAUAGCUGUUUAAAUGUUGGGUGAACAUAUGUCAGCAGGGUCUAGCUAAUAGCUCAAAGUUGGUCAGUGUAGUUCUUCAUUGUCUUGUAGGUGAUGUCAACAGGGUCUUGUGUGACAUACAUUUUGUCUAACCUCUUUGUUUUAUCCAUGACAUUGACAUGAGCAAGUUCCAGUUUAAAAAAAAAUAAAUUAUGUUUUCUCUUUUCAAAGUUCUUUAACUCCCCUUUUCUCUUGACGCACUUCUACUGCUAUGCGACAUUUAAUGACCUGAUGUAUGUUUGUCUAGCACACACACACACACUAUGAGCAAUACAAUGUAUUGUGUUUAUGUACAGUGUAGCUCUGUAUAAGUUUAAAACUUUGAGAAUACCUGAAGAAUAUGUAUUCAAAUUUCACCAAAAUUGUAUGAUGUUCAGAUAGUAUCAUAAUUGGGCUAUGGUUCACUUUG
This is a messenger RNA of Biomphalaria glabrata, 4432 nucleotides long. RefSeq names its product serine/threonine-protein kinase OSR1-like. The transcript has 18 exons. The coding region runs from base 252 to 1808 and encodes 518 amino acids. The record is from RefSeq and is a predicted model, not a curated record. Gene Ontology annotation, biological process: protein phosphorylation. NCBI's taxonomy places the organism in Eukaryota, Metazoa, Mollusca, Gastropoda, Planorbidae. Gene Ontology annotation, molecular function: ATP binding; protein serine/threonine kinase activity.